GUUCUCCGCAGUACGUGUCACAUGGCUCUACACUGCGCAUGCCCGGCCGUCGCCUAGCAACGGUACCACCGCUUGCGCCGGCGCGUGCAGCAGACGAAAAUCGAAUGAGCGCACUGGAGAAACACAAACUAUAAUAUACAACUACACCAGCAGGCGCGCCCGUGUGCCUGUGCAACGCCUCCUUGGCGUUGGCCUGUGGCCGUGAGCAGAUUUUCGCGCCACUUUUUCUGUGGCGGGGGUCACGAUGGAGCCUGCUGUGCCGAUAGCACCUGAAGAAGAAGUUUUAAAGAGGCACCUGCGGGACUUGAAAAAGUGUGGAAACACCUGGGCCGGUUAUGCAGUCUCCAAAGAAGUAUACGAAGAGCUUCUGAGGGACCUAGCCGCUGUUAAUGUGUGCUUACAAACUGAGCACUCCGUGAAGCCAAAAGGCAGGCUGAUGUUCAGCACUCAGCGCGGACAUGUGGUCGUGAAUGAAGACAUGCCUUUUAAGGUUGUCCAAGCCGUGGACAGAGGCUGCCUCUUUGGGCGAGACCUUCACAAGGUGCAAGAUUCAAGAAGUGCUCGACAGGAGAAAGACGCAGAAUGGUCAGCAGCUACCUUCCAACGAAAAAAGGUGAAGUUACAAGGAACGAAGAAGAAGGGCUGCACUGCAAUGAUGCAUGUAAAACAAGUGGAGUUGUUUCCGGAAUUCAGGAUUAACAUCUCAGAACAAUGUAGCAAAUGGCAGCACGAGACAGCUUCGAAGGAGGUGAUGUCCCGGCUGAGGUUGGCAUUGCAAGAAGAAUCUAGUGAUAAACCUGUUCUGCGCCAGCAUCGCUUCUAUGUCUGCAUGUCCGACAGGGAAAGUCACUGCAACCACGACAUUGAUGCCCGGUGUGCAGGCUAUGCGCAGCCAAUAAAUUCAGAAGUGUCAAAAAAGAUAUGUGAGCUUGUACAACAAGGUGUGACAUCUGUAAAAACAGUUGAGAGCUGUCUGAGGUUUUUUGUCCGAGAUGUACUGUUCUCAAACAAGCAGUGCCCCCCGACCACAUGCAGAGAUUUCUACCCUACAAAGACAGAUAUAAAAAAUCAUAUCCAGAAGGCACUCCGUAAGGAUAGAUGUAGUUCAAUUGAUCAAGAAAAUGUAGCUGUGUAUGUUGAACAAAUGAUUGAGAAAGCACCUGGAACAAGAUGUCUUUUGCGACCCUAUCAUGUGAAGUCAAUGGAACAUCAUUCAGAAGGGCAAGAGGAGCCGCUGGAUGAGUUACCUUACUGUGACGCUUUGGAAACUGUUGCACAGGAAUGCGAGCAGACACUGCUGCUUUGCAUUCAGACUGAGUUCAUGAGGGAACUGAUGCUUAAGUAUAGUGAUGAUGUGGUAUGUCUUGAUGCCACAUAUAAAACAACGGAUUAUGCCCUACCACUAUUUCUUAUUGUAGUGAAGACUGCAAGUUCCUAUGCUAUUGCUGGUGCAUUCAUGGUGCAAUUUGAAACAGCUGAUUGCAUCGAAGAGGCACUAAACACCUUUAAGGCAUGGAACCCAACUCUGAGUCCUAAGUUUUGGAUGGUGGACUACAGCCAGGCGGAAAUCAGCGCACUUUCUGCUGCCUUCCCGAACAGUCGGCCAGUCCUGUGUGAUUUUCACAGAGAACAGGCUUGGCACAGGUGGAUUUCAAAAAAAGAAAAUGAAGUAGAAGAUGUUGACACUGUGAAGAAAAUGCUCAGGCAAGUAGCAUCCAGUGCGAAUGAAGAUGAUCUAACAAAAGCUAUUGAAGCUGUGAAGCAGUCACCACAAUGGAAGAAAAAUGAGAAGUUGUAA
Messenger RNA from Dermacentor albipictus, 1798 nucleotides. RefSeq lists its product as uncharacterized. The record is from RefSeq and is a predicted model, not a curated record. NCBI's taxonomy places the organism in Eukaryota, Metazoa, Arthropoda, Arachnida, Ixodida, Ixodidae. Gene Ontology annotation, molecular function: DNA-binding transcription factor activity.